Molecule: messenger RNA, 574 nt
Organism: Asparagus officinalis (garden asparagus)
Lineage: Eukaryota; Viridiplantae; Streptophyta; Magnoliopsida; Asparagales; Asparagaceae
Product: succinate dehydrogenase subunit 7, mitochondrial-like
Exons: 4
Coding region: 87-353 (88 amino acids)
Source: RefSeq, a predicted model, not a curated record
AUCCGACCCGAAUCUAACCAUCGCCUCAGUCGAUUGCUCUCUCGAUCAUUCCUUCUCUCUUCAUCCAGCUAUAUCGAGCAUAAACUAUGGCGACGGCGCUCUCAAAGUCCAACCUUUUCUCUAAAUUUCGCUCCUCUUCACAGGGCGCGGUUCUUACGCCUCGUCGAGGGUACCACAUCGAUCUGGGCGCCCGAGAGAAGGCGCUUCUGGAAGAAGACCCUGCACUGAAGAGGUUUAAAUCUUACAAGAGCACUGUGAAGAGAGUAUCAAAAAUCGGAAAUGGUCUUACAGCUCUUGUAGCUGCUGCUUGUGCCUAUGAGAUCUUCACGGUUGCAGCAAUGAGGAAGAUCUAGAGCUUUGUUGACGGAAGUCUGAAGUUCCAAUAAGAGAUGGUCCCAUGAAUGUCUUUUACUGAUCGGUUCAAGCUUCUCGUCACCCUGUUUCUUAACAGACCGUUUCCAUUGCAAUGUAGAAUAAACUUGUUCAUGUUGCUGUACGAGUGUUUGAUGCCAGAACUGUUGUCUGGACAAUCAACAUAAGAAGUGGCAGUAUUUUGCAUAGUAUUUUUCAUACA